GACCAGGCGGCCCCCCUGCUAUAUGUACCAAUAAUAAAACCAGACCAGACGCCCCCCCCCUUUCUGUGGAACCAAAAUAACAGACCUCAGAUCAGGACCAAAAUAACAGACCUCAGAUCAGGUGACCCAAAAGUGAAGCAGAGAUCCUGUCCUGCGUGAAGAUUCAGCAGCGUGUUCCUGUCAGCAGCGUGUUCCUGUCAGCAGCGUGUUCCUGUCAGCAGCGUGUUCCUGUCAGCAGCGAAGAGAGAUCAGCCAAAAGACGUCUGUUCCCUUGGAGAUGAUGCUGGGAAAUGAAGCCGCACUACCGACGCCAACUGAAGACUUGGUUGCUACGUGACGUCACUUCCGGAAGUGACGUCACAAAACCGGAAGUCGGUCCCGGAAGAGAGCCACAGCUGCGCGCACGUACAGCAGAUGCAGAAGAACAAGGAAGAAGAUGGCGAGACCCCUUGGACGCCGUGGGACAGGGCCGGUUUGAGAAUUCUCCAACCUCUUACCCUAACAGCAGGAAAGAUCAGCAUAUUGUAGGUGAUUUGUGCCAUCUCCCAGGCUUCUCACCUCCAGAUGCAAUUCAGCAACCACCUUUUUGAAAUCUGCCUGAAGAUCUGACCGCAAGGUGGAUCUUUCAUGGACAGACUGAGCAAAUACACCUCCAGAAAGCAAUGAGGCUUAUAUGGUGGCAAACUUGUCCUCUCCCUAGCCACAGUUGUUGCUCCUUUGGCAUGUCAAGGUGAUAUUUGCAAGCAAAGCAGCAUUGGUGUUGACGCUCAGCUCCUCUGUAAUUUAAAUUUGACUGUCUGGAAAAAGUGACAUGAUGCAGAGGCCUUAUCAAAGUGAAAACAACUGAGCUGAAAUGGUUUUAUACACUACCCCCUUUCCCAGCAACUUCUUUUCGUUCCUUCACUCCUUGUCCUGGGCCCUAAUUUUCCCUUGCUGUUGGCUGGGAGAUCGGUUACUUGCUUCAUUUCUGCCAACCACCUAUGAGAAACGACAACGGUCAGAUGAUCCAUGUUACAUCCAGGUCCUCUUUAUUAUCAUAACCACGCCUAUUUAUUUAGCACUGCUGGUUUCAUCACUUCCAUUUGCCUUCAUAGGAUUCCUGGUGUGGUCUCCUAUACAAGCUGCACGCAGACCCUAUGUCUAUUCCCAUAUCCAGGAGAAAGCUUGUGCAACAGAAGCCAAGUUGCUGGCUGAAUGGAGAGCAACAAGCAGUGGAAAAAGCUUCUGCUUUGGAACUGCCAAUGUUUGCCUCUUGCCUGACUCAAUGGCAAGGUUCAACAACCUUUUUAAUACCCAAGCUCGGGCUAAAGAAAUAGGUAGAAGAAUACGCAAUGGGGCAAGUAGACCCCAAAUUAAGAUAUACAUAGACUCUCCUACGAACACUUCUAUAAGUGCUGCCAGUUUUAGCAGUCUAGUGUCCCCCCAAGGUGGUGAUACAUCUCACCGAGCAGUAAAUGUAGGUAUGAAGAGAACAACAUCUAUGGAAUAUAAAGGAGAAAAUUUUGGUGUAAACAGCUGUGAGGAGGGCAGAAAUUGGAGAAAUGGAGGAGACACAGCUGAUGGAGAAGAAAGUCCAUGCAUCAUUCGUAUAAGCGGAGAGGACAGUGACCACAUCUCUGACACAGAGACUGAUGCCAUUAGUGGGCAUGUGAAUGUAGCAUGCUUGGCAGAAAUUGAGACAGAUUUUCAAAAGAGCCCAACAGCUAACCAUAAGGGUAAGGAUGCAGAUGGUGGAAGUCUUGACAGUUGUACAGCCUCCCGGGAAUCACUAUUCAAGGUCCGAAUGGCAGAUGGAGCUGUUGACCAAAGCAGUGUUAACAAUAAGCUUUUGUAUAAAACAUCCAUAAUCAAGAAGGCCACUGCCCGGAAGAAGAAACACAUGGAUGAUAUAUUAGAUCAUGAUAUUUCUGCCUUUUUUCCAGCCAACUUGGACUUUCUGUGCCUCCAGGAAGUAUUUGACAAACGUGCUGCAGAGAAAUUGAAAGAGCAGUUGCACUUCUAUUUUGAAUAUGUGCUGUAUGAUGUGGGGGUUUAUGGCUGCCAUGGGUGCUGUGGGUUUAAGUUCCUUAACAGUGGGCUGCUGUUUGCAAGCCGUUACCCCAUACUAGAUGCUACCUAUCACUGUUAUCCCAAUGGAAGAGGAAUAGAUGCACUUGCUGCCAAAGGAGCUUUGUUCGUCAAGGUGCAGGUUGGAACCACUCCUCAGGGCCAAAGAAUUGUAGGAUACAUCUCCUGCACUCACCUGCAUGCUUUGGCAGGAGAUGCAGUGACCCGAUGUGAGCAAUUAGAUAUGCUUCAAGAGUGGGUGUGUGAAUUCCGCAAAUCUACCUCCUCCUCCAGCACUGCAAACCAGGAGGAACUGGUGGUUUUUGAUGUUAUCUGUGGGGACCUUAACUUUGACAACUGUUCAUCAGAGGACAAACUGGAGCAGCAACACUCUUUGUUUACACAUUACAAGGACCCAUGUCGGCUGAGCCAAGGGGAAGAAAAACCCUGGGCAAUAGGAACACUUUUGGACCCCGAGGGUCUGUAUGAUGAAGAGGUUUGCAGCCCAGAUAAUAUGCAAAAAGUCCUGGAAAAUGAAGAAGGCAGGAAGGAAUAUUUAGUGUAUCCCGCCAGCAAAAACCAUUGUCCCAACCAGAAGGGAAGAAAGGUUCCAUUGAAAGGCAGUGGACGCAGGGUGGAUUAUAUGUUAUUUACAGAGGAGGGACUCAACAUGGAGUGGAAAGUGGAUGUAGAAGAAUACAGUUUUAUAACACAGCUAGCUGGACUAACAGACCAUGUGCCAGUAGCCAUGCGACUGACAGUUUCCACAGGGGAAGAAGAAUCCUAAACAUUAAACAACUAUAAUUAAUGAGAUAGCAUGUAUGGCCCACGUUUACUAUGAGCUCCAAAGUUUGGAGCAUCCUGAAGGAGCCGCAAAUGUCUCCACUAUUUUGACUACAUGAUGCGGACAGAUAGCAGAUGGGAGCUCAGAAGUUUUACCCGAUGAAGAAAAAAUAUAUCAGAGCAGCUCCCACAGCAAGCUGUGACCUCUCCACAAUUGAACAAAGAGGGAGAAACAUGAACAGAACCAGUGCCAUUCUUACCAAGUUGUUUUUAUACCACUAUAUAGCACAAUUUAGUUUGUAACCGUGAGAUGCUGUUCUGUUUUCUUUUUUCUUUCUUUUUCUUUUGCAUAAUUUUGUAUAUCUUAAAGAAAAAAAAGAAGUUUUAACUUUUUACUUUUGUUCUCUUGCUGUAGGUCCAGAUCAUUCCACUAGCAUGUGCUAUAAUUGCAUGCCGCUCAUCAUAAUCAAAAGAAUAGGAAAAUAUUAAUUACCUCAGGAUACGCAGGAGGUGGAUCUAACCAGGAAUGUAAGAAAGGAAAAUGCAGUUUCACUGAUUAGCUAAAUCUUUUAUAUCUGCUUUUCAGAAAUUUCUGAUCUCCUUUUAAUUUUUAAUGGCCAUAGAGAUUACACAAUAAAAUAUCACCCAGAUUUCA
Xenopus laevis (African clawed frog) is the source of this 3484-nucleotide messenger RNA. RefSeq names its product sphingomyelin phosphodiesterase 3 S homeolog (gene smpd3.S). The record is from RefSeq and is a predicted model, not a curated record. NCBI's taxonomy places the organism in Eukaryota, Metazoa, Chordata, Amphibia, Anura, Pipidae. Gene Ontology annotation, cellular component: Golgi membrane; cytoplasm; extracellular region. The coding region runs from base 854 to 2833 and encodes 659 amino acids. Gene Ontology annotation, biological process: sphingolipid metabolic process; sphingomyelin metabolic process. The transcript has 9 exons. Gene Ontology annotation, molecular function: sphingomyelin phosphodiesterase activity; catalytic activity; phosphoric diester hydrolase activity.